AUGGUGGUGCAGUACAGAUGUCGUGGUUACUUGGGAAACAAAGUGGGAACUUGGAAGGCAUCUGAGCACUUACUCGGCCAUCACAAUACUCAUCUCGGAUGUUUGCUGAGGCUGAAUCUGCGCUGUGUCUGGAUGCAUCAGAUCAAAAUAAUGUCGUCACCCGCUAGGAAACAAGCAUCAAGCCAGAAGCAAACGUCGAGAGAGAGUCACAAUGGCUUUCUUCUACCACCUUGCUUCUUGACCAAUAACGUUGAGACCACAGCAGAGCUCAAUGACCGCCCGCUCCCAUGUCGGCUGGUAUUCUGGAACGCCAACAAUGCCUUGGAAAACAAUGAAGGAAUUGACGAGCUCGAGUCUUCAAAAACGUCAUAUAGCAAAAUCCUGGAGCAUAUACUAGGAAAGACACCCGAUACGUGCAAGCAAGAGUCCCCAAACGCCGCGAGUGGCAGGUCUGGAGACAAUGCUAGCGAAACUAAAGGCAGACUUGACCAGGAAGUCGACAUUCUCGGACACCAAAUUUCGCACGAUAGCUUCUCCGAGCUGCGAGAUGUCACUGCUGUAUUUAUGAUGCGCGACAAGGGGGGGAAGCUGUCCCCAUCACAUGCAGCUGUUCUUCUUUGCUCGUUAUGCGAUCUCGACUUGCCUUUCGUCGUAUAUCUAGCCAAAGACCUCCAGGCAACUCUCGUGUCUGUAGACUUGGAAGAAUUGGAGGAUUCGGGAUGGCAGUUCAAUUAUCAAGAGCAGCGGAUAAUUGCAGAUAAUAAAUUACCAGAAACGCAGCCAAAGAAAGAACCCAAUCGAGACUGCUUUGUUGGAAUGGCGGUGCACUACUUCGGCAUCCAAUCUAAGCAGCAUGCGUCCAAAGAUGCCUGGAAUCGAAGUGAAAAAGCCAUCGCGGCGAUCCUAGACACCCAGAUUUCCAAAACUCGAUCAAACAUACGAUGGCACAUUCCUCACUUGUUUGUCCCUGAAGUUCUUAAAACGUUCCAGCCCUACUCAGCCAGGGAUCUGGACGACGAUGAAAAGUAUGAAUUCGUGGAAGCAUCACAAUGGGCCGAAAGAGACUUCCAACGAGCCAUGACCCAGAUAACAGGUCGUGCCUUUGGAACGUCGCAUAUUGAUCUUAAGGACGUUCGGAUUGUUCUGUUGCGUCUGGGCCUCUUGAAAACAGUCCGCAAGACAGAAGAACCAGAUGAGAGAGAAGAGUCAAGCGAAACACAAGAAUCAAAAGCAACAGAAGAGUCAAAUGAGGGAGCCCCGGAGGAUUCUGGGGAGAUGAGCACUACUGACAAAAUCACAUCGGACACGGACGGAAUCACAGUUAAGAGCGCCGCGGAUCUAUUGGAGAAGUCACUCAUCAGCUGCAUCAUCAACCCAGAUGAUAUCGAUUGCACAUACGACGACGUUAUUGUAGAUGAGGAGGCAAAGGAGACUGUCCGUCACUUGGUUUCGCUAUCGAAUUUCCAGCCAGAAGCCGCAUCUACCUCCCUUCUCAAGAAUAUUCGUAUCGGCGGAGCAUUAUUCUGCGGCCCUCCGGGAACCGGCAAAACGCAUCUCUGCAGAGCUAUUGCCAAGGCUUCCGGCGCAAGCAUGCUUGCCAUUGACUCAGCAACAGUGCAAUCCAAAUACGUCAGUGAAAAAGAGAGACUUAGUAAAGCAGCAUUCAAACUCUCCAAAGCAAUGUUCCCUUGCGUGCUGUUUAUUGGCGAAGCGGACUCACUGUUCUACCGUCGCUCUUCCAGGGACAAGAGCUGGUACCGAAGUGCCCUUACUCAGUUUCUCAUAGAGAUGGACGGACUCUCUCCAAGAGCGACACGGCUCCUUUUGUGGCAGACCGACGGGUACUCUGGUUCGGACUUGCGUAGUCUUUGCGCGGAAGCUGCGUUAAUCUGGGCUACAGAACAAGCGAAGCAGAUGCCAAACGGCGCAAAGAUGAGCAAGUUACGGCUCAAAGUGUCGCACUUUGCAAAGUCGCUCAAGAAAAUCAGACCCAGCGUUUCUAAGAAGACGCUUAGAGACGUCUCGGAGUUUUCACGACGGUUUGGCGAGGGAAACUCCAAUGAUGACUCUAAGGAUACAAGGUCUACUAUCUCCAAAUCCAUGAUCCCCGAGCUUGACAACUCUACAAAACAGUCCAGUCCCUCAAUGCUCGGGCUCCCGAUAGAAGAGGAUCAAAUGACCGAUGAAAGCAAAGUAACAGAUGGGGGGCCAACUAGGAGCAAGAAAAAGCCGAACUCUGAUGCGGCCUUUGAACACAUCCUGCCAAUCACGGUUGAAUGUGGGCGAGCCAGACUCCGACACCAACCUGUCCGCCUGCGCCUAGUAUCCUUCCACUUGGCGCAACAGCUCCUGCACGGGACCGGAGGUGGCAUGCUCUUCAAGUUUGGACUUUUGUUCGACCUAUUUGCCUCGUUGGGAAACAGGCAUGCCAAACUAGAGGUAGGCCCUCGUAAGGCCAACCGUCGCGAUGUGAACGGUAUCUGCGUCGAAACAUGA
Molecule: messenger RNA, 2496 nt
Organism: Metarhizium acridum CQMa 102
Lineage: Eukaryota; Fungi; Ascomycota; Sordariomycetes; Hypocreales; Clavicipitaceae
Source: RefSeq, a predicted model, not a curated record